Molecule: messenger RNA, 1686 nt
Organism: Suncus etruscus (white-toothed pygmy shrew)
Lineage: Eukaryota; Metazoa; Chordata; Mammalia; Eulipotyphla; Soricidae
Gene: HEATR9
Product: HEAT repeat containing 9
Exons: 15
Coding region: 1-1686 (561 amino acids)
Source: RefSeq, a predicted model, not a curated record
AUGGUGCCUGAAACAAGAGCUGAGACUUUUGACUUCCCGAGGUUAAUGAACAAGUGUCUAUGGCUGGACUAUCCAGAAAGGAACGAAGAAUUCAGAAAAGCCAUGUUGCCUGUUCAUCUACCCGUAUUUCACUACCAGAGGACAAUGGAAAAGUUGCCCCCAAGUCCAGGGCGCUGGAGACAACACCCUAACAAGCCUGGAGCAGUGCCCUAUUGCUAUGCCCAAAAACCAGAGAGCUGCAUGCACUGGUUCAACUGGUAUUCUGAAGACAAAGAGGCCAGCAGAGUGUUAUGGAAAACACGAGAUCACCCCAGGAGCAAGCCCAUCCUACACUUCAGGGUCUCGAGCACUGAAGAUCCCCUGAAGCAGAAAAGAUUAAAGGAACUGACCCAAAGCCUGACCUCACCCCUUGAGGAAGAGCAGCACUAUGCAGCCCAGGCUCUGGGGUGUCUGGGCAUCAGGGAUCAGUUUAUCAUGGAGGCUCUGCUUUGGGCGGCCCACAACAGCCCAGAGAGAGUGAGGUAUGAGGCGUGUCGAAGCCUGGCCAUCUUGGGUUGCCUAAAUGAGAUCGUGAUCCACACUCUCAUCAAGCAGCUCAAAGGGCAAAAUGAGGCGCGAAGGCUGGACACACUCAGAGGGUUACGUAUUGCUCUUAACUUCUGGAGUGCUGCCCCCCAAAACAAGAAGUGUCAAGUAUGGAAUGAGGGCAAACUGGUGUCUGUGCUACAGAAGUUGGUCAAGUUGGUCAAGAAAUGCUCAGAUGAGGAAGCCAUGGAGGCCGCCCUGUGUCUGGGCUUCCUGAGGCCCUGCAGCAACUUGGCACAGGAGUUUCUGCUGCAAUGUCUGCAUCAGGAGUCCAACACCAAGAUGAAGGCACUUCAGAUGCUGGUGCUGAUACUGAAGGUAAAAUCAGAAAUAGUCAUCAUGGCCAUCCUAGACCAGAUGAAUCAUUCUGUUUUCCUUGAGCACCGAAUUGAAGCUGCUCGCUUGCUCAAGAUAAUUGGGCUGGAACAGAUCCAGGCCCAGGGUCUAGAGAAACUCACAUUUAACCUCCUCAUGAAGAAGACACACAGUGAACCAUUCCUGGUUAUGAGACAGACCGCAGCUGAAACAGCAGAAGAGCUUAAGAUGCGACCAGCAAUGCUGAACUUGGUGGAGCUGCAAUUGCAGAGCAAAAACCCUAUUGUUCGCCAAGAAGCAAUCAUCUCUUUGGGCGUCCUGGGGAUCCGCAGCCAGCAUGUGUUCUACUUGCUUCUGGACCUGUUAGAUUUGGAAACAAACCAGGCUGUGAGGAAACAUCUACAAAAAACAUUAAUUCUGUUGGCCUCAGUUGACCCUUGGGUCCAAAACAAGCUUAAAAACAAGGUUUACUUAGAAUGCGAAGUGACACCUAAGGCCGAAACAUAUACACAGUCUAGGAGACAUAAGAUCCUAGAUGAGACCAAGUUGCUGGAGGACUCAAUUAUCAUCAAGUUAAAACAUGCAAAGCUGAGCCCCUUCUUUAUUGCCAAGUCCUCUGUCACAGCAGAAGAACAGAAAAGACUGAGUACCCAGAAAGAAUCUAAUUUCGACCUCUCAACCUUCUCAUCCAAUGAUUUUAUGCCUGCAAAACACAGGGCAUCUAAACCUGAGAGCCAAGGGCCAACAAACAGCUCUGAAACCUUGCUGAACUUCCAGAAAGAUUGA